Messenger RNA from Lacerta agilis (Sand lizard), 840 nucleotides. RefSeq names its product SLX4 interacting protein (gene SLX4IP). The transcript is spliced from 7 exons. The coding region runs from base 24 to 602 and encodes 192 amino acids. Lineage: Eukaryota; Metazoa; Chordata; Lepidosauria; Squamata; Lacertidae. The record is from RefSeq and is a predicted model, not a curated record.
CUGAAAUCGAAGAGACGGCCGCAAUGUUGCACAAAUUGGUUAUAAAGUGUGGAAACUUUGCUGUUCUGGUGGAUUUCCAUGUUACGUCGCGUGACUCCAGUAAGGACACUGUGUGGUUUUCUGAUCGUAAGAGAGAGGGUGUCUGCUUGCUGCUGAAAGAUGUGGUUGAUUCAAGGGUGACGCAGUACCUGAAAGGUCGCAAACGGCACGGACAGUCGAAGGAAACGGAACAUGCAAAAGUUAAUCCUUUGUCUCUGAAAGCUGGCGACUUUCACAUUUCAGCCUACUUUGUCAAAAGAUGGACGAAUCUUCGAUGCAUUACGGGUCGGCAGCAUAGCGAGUUGCGAGUGUUUCCUGACCGAUUUGUGGUUUGUGUCACAAGACUUGACUCCAAUCCACCUCCUCAGGAAGAGACUCUUCCUCCUGGGACAUCUGAAUAUUUCGGAGAACCUGCGGCAACUUCCCUGACUCAGCAGGAAAAGCAAGACGCCCUGAAAAAGAUAGUGAAGAGGACAAAAACAAAGAAAGCUGACGAGAGCAAGCAGCCCAGCAAGGACACCGUGAAAGUGUAUCUUGGCUCUCUGCACUCAGACAGGGAGUAGGAAGAAUGCAUCUCGAGCUCCUUCCGAUGCUCAGCCCGAAGCAAAAAACGUAGGCGUGGAGUUCGACCAAAGGAUUGCAUAAAUACAGCUGAGAGCGGCUUGGGGCUUCCUGUUUCAGAAUGGGGACAAGCGAUGUGAAUUGGAGACAGCCGAGCUGUGCAGGCAGCCAGAAAAAACUUCAUUUUGCGGCGUGGUUAGACAGGACUUCGACGCAGGAACCCUCGGCGGUGCUGUGAGU